CAAAGGUCGGACAUCUAACAAGGAGCCUAGCUUCUGACACGUGGCAACAAAGAGGCUUGAUUUCGAAUUUACAAAAGUACCCCUAUAAAACCCACGAAUUACAGCACCUGCCGCUCCAUUUAAAUUUUCAAAAACCCUCGCUCUCCCGCGGCUAUAUAAGUAGCGAGCGGAGGAAUGGGUCUCGCUCCAUCGCGCUGCUUGUUUCGUCCCCGAGCUCCAGCGAUUUCCGGAGAGAGGAGAGACUCGAGGAAGAGAGAGAGGUGCGAGGGAGACGAGAUGCAGCACACGUCGAGGAAGAGAGGGGGAGGAUCGAUCCACAGAUCGAGGAAGAGGGAGCGAACCAUCUCCUCUUGCACCUCCCCGCGCCUCUCGUUCCUCUCCCCCCAUCCCACCUUCAACUGUGAGAACAGGUACGAGUUGGACGUGUGGACGGAGGUGGCGAGGUAUUUGGACGGCAAGGAUCUGAUCCGCCUGGCGCUGGUGAACCGCUGGUUCCACCGUCUGAUCGGCGAGGAGACCAUAUGGAAACACGUGUGCCUUCGCGAUCUCCAGGUCCCCACUCCCCAACACGUGUCCUUCCCCUGGAAGCAGAUCUACGCCUCCGCUCUCGAUGGGAGCCACUCCUACUGUUUCCGUCAGAGGGAGAAGCACCUCGAUUGGAUGCGGAUCGGGUCGUUCUUCUUGGACUCGCCGUUCGUGCUAUUGACGGAGACGUUAGCGCUGCCCAAGAAGCUGCCCCAGCCCGGGGACGAUCCGGAGCGGUCGAUCCAGAUCACCGGCACGUGCCUGUUAACCAACGCCCGCACGGGAAUCUGGAUAGCCGAUCUGCAGCUCGUGCGGUGCCCCGUGUGCAACCUCAAUACGUGCGAAGGGACGAUGCAGGUACUGGACGCGAGGCACGCGGAGCUGUUCCUGGAGGAAGGGUACAGGAGAGGGAGCUGGGAGUACGAGGACUUGGCAUUCCACCGCAUUGAGAAGCCAUCGACCGCCGCCGUCGGCGGAAUCUUCGACCUCACGUAUCUCUCUUCCCUCUCCACCGCAGGGGUCUUGGACUGGAAGUCGUGGAUUGGUCAGCCCAACGACUGGCAGCCGAAGGCGAGGCUGGCCAUCCACGCCGUCGCCGUCAACACCAAUCUGCAGCCCAACGAUGGACUCCACGUGAGAUUUCAAGCUAUGAGGAACGGCAGCGGAGAUGGAGAGGUGGUUUCCAUCAGAAUCUCCCAGCAGCUCAUUUAAGAGCUCUUACCAGAAACAAAUUUAGGUUCGUUCUUAACUUGCAUUAAUUUUCGCAUAUGUUUAGUAUAUUUUGUCUCCCAUAAAAAAAAGAUA
Ananas comosus (pineapple) is the source of this 1329-nucleotide messenger RNA. Its product is annotated as probable F-box protein At3g61730. Gene Ontology annotation, molecular function: protein binding. Lineage: Eukaryota; Viridiplantae; Streptophyta; Magnoliopsida; Poales; Bromeliaceae. Bases 175 to 1236 code for a protein of 353 amino acids. Gene Ontology annotation, biological process: reproductive system development. Gene Ontology annotation, cellular component: nucleus. The transcript is spliced from 8 exons. The record is from RefSeq and is a predicted model, not a curated record.